AUGACAUUAGUACAGAAGUAUGGUAAAUCGGAUAUAUUUCUGACCAUGACUUACAAUCCUAAUUGGCCAGAAAUAAAAGAACACUUAAUAGACAAAGAAGAGGCACAAAACAGACCAGAUUUGCUUGCUAGAGUAUUUCAUGCUAAGUUAGAACAGCUUAAAGAUGAACUUCUGAAAAAAUGCAUUUUUGGUGAAGUGGCAGCUUACACUUAUGUCAUUGAAUACCAAAAACGUGGACUGCCACAUGCACACUUCUUGCUAAUUUUAAAGUCAAAAUUCAAGAUGUAUACUCCUGAUGAAUAUGAUAAAAUUGUCUGUGCUGAGAUACCAAAUAAAGAGAAAAACGAGCAUCUAUAUAAUUUGGUUAUUAAACAUAUGCUUCAUGGACCAUGUGGUUCACUUGAUCCAACAAAUGUAUGCAUGAGAAAAAAUGGAACUUGCAAGAAUAAUUUUCCUAAAAAUUUCUGUGAGGAAACUAUCCAAACUCUUAAUGCAUAUCCUGAAUAUCGAAGGAGAGAUGAUGGAGUUCAAAUUAAGAUCAAAUCAGCUCUUUUAGAUAACAGAUGGGUUGUACCAUACAAUCCAUAUCUUUUGGCUAAAUUUGAUUGCCAUCUUAAUGUUGAAAUGUGUUUUACAAUUAAGGCAGUCAAAUACAUUUACAAGUAUAUCUAUAAAGGUCAUAAUAGAACUAACUUUUGUGUAGUAAAUAAUAAACCUGAUUCAGAAAUUGAUGAAAUUAAACAAUAUGUAUCAGCUAGGUGGGUUUCUCCACUUGAGGCAGCAUGGAGAAUCUUUAGAUUUUCUAUGAGUGAAAUAAAGCCAGCUAUUAUUCAUUUACAAUUGCAUUUGGAAAAUUAUCAGCCAAUGAGUUUCAAAAAAACAGCUAAUCUUCAAAAUGUUGUCAAUAACUAUCAUUUGAAAAAACCAAUGCUCACUGAAUUUUUUUACAUGAAUAGGACAGAUAAAGCAGCUCAGGAUCUAAAUUGUACUUAUGUAGAGUUCCCUGAUCAUUUUGUCUGGUUACCUAAGCAAAAAUACUAG
Messenger RNA from Coffea eugenioides, 1041 nucleotides. RefSeq lists its product as uncharacterized. The coding region runs from base 1 to 1041 and encodes 346 amino acids. The record is from RefSeq and is a predicted model, not a curated record. NCBI's taxonomy places the organism in Eukaryota, Viridiplantae, Streptophyta, Magnoliopsida, Gentianales, Rubiaceae. The transcript has a single exon.